UUUUAUUUAUUUAUUUAUUUAAAUAUGCAUAUCGGGGCAUCUUGAACCCACCCCAACUCUGAUGCGGGCUGCCCCGAACUGGGAUUGAAAAAAGAUUUUCAUUCGUGGGACGAUUUUGUAAAAAGGGUGCCUAUCCCGCCCCCGCACCAUUGACAUCCCUAGAAUUUUUUUUUUUUUGUUGACAUCCCUAGAAUUUUUUUUUUUGUUGGAUAAUCCGGGUAUCCGAGGCUUCGCCCUGACUAAUUUCCGAGGACCCAGGAAGGGUGCCUCCCGACCGUAAGUCGUUGAGUAUGACAUCGCUAGAUAUUGCCAUCAAGUAAACUCAUGAAACUGAUUCUGUGCAUUCUUUGAUUAUCCUUUUGUCCUUGAAGAUCAGUUUGAACCACCAAUCCAUCCAUGAUAAAUUCAUGUGCUAAAAUGUUGUUGUUUGGGAAGAAGAAGAAUUUCCACCAUUUAAAGUCGCAUAUAUCAAAACCUAUAAUAAGUCUCACUUGAGUCGAUUUUCUAUUCAGUGGUAUCCUACAAGCGGCUCAGGAGCAAGCCAGGAAAAAUAAAUUUCAGCUAGAAACACAAACAAAAUACACACAAUACAACAAAAACUUACCUCAUACAUAUUUAUAUUAUAAAAUAUUCUGUGUUUGUCUCACAAAACAAGGACUAUUGAAUAAGUUUCUGUCUGGUUGUCCAAGUCAUUACAGUUUUCCCGGCAAACUGGAGAAUUAUGCCUUUGAAAUCAUAGUGAGAACUCAAUUUGAGAUAGAUGGUGAGGAAGCAAUAGGAAUGUAGUUGUAUACAUUGAAGUUGAAGCAGCGUCUACGGAACCAAACAUUAGUUGUCUGUGUCAUACAUAACUUACCGGGCUCUCUCAGGAACUUGAUCCCUCGCCACAAGAUUCAAAUCAUAGUGGGAACUCAAUUUGAGAGAACACAAUUGGAAUGCAGUUCAUGUAUAUAUAUACCUAUAUCUAUCCAAGGACCAUAGUGUGCCUACUCAUUCACAUUAUCAUUAUUCAUAGCCGCAACAUUUACUCCGCAAUAUUCAGUUAGUAAACAAUGGGUUUUACACUCAAUUGGAAGCUAAUUUGUGCAACUUUGUUAAUUUUGGGGAUGGGAAUUUCUGAAGUCACAUCCCGCACCCUGACUGAAGUGUCCAUGAUUGACAGACAUGAGCAAUGGAUGGUUCGUUAUGGAAGAGUUUACAAGGACAAUGUAGAAAAAGAACUGCGCUUUCAAAUCUUCAAGGACAAUAUGGAGUUCAUCGAAUCUUUCAACAAUGCUGGUACCGAGUCUUACAAGCUAGGCAUCAAUGAAUUUGCUGACCUAACUAAUGAGGAGUUUCAGGCUUCUCGUAAUGGUUUCAAGAUGUCCUCCAAUUUGAAGUCAUCUAAAACGACUUCGUUUAGGUAUGAAAAUGUGACUACAGUUCCAGCUAGCAUGGAUUGGAGAAAGAAAGGAGCAGUUACUCCCAUUAAGGAUCAGGGUCAAUGUGGAUGUUGCUGGGCAUUUUCAGCAGUGGCAGCCAUGGAAGGGAUUAACCAGCUCACAACAGGUAAAUUGAUCUCAUUAUCUGAGCAAGAACUCGUGGACUGCGACACAAGUGUAGAUCAAGGUUGUGAGGGUGGCCUAAUGGAUGAUGCCUUUGAAUUCAUAAUACAAAACAAUGGACUCACUACUGAAGCCAAUUAUCCAUAUGAAGGAGUUGAUGCAACUUGUAAAACUAAGAAAGCAGCUGCAGCAAAGAUUACCGGCUAUGAAGAUGUGCCUGCCAAUAGUGAGGCGGCAUUGUUGAAGGCUGUGGCCAACCAACCCGUAUCUGUUGCCAUUGAUGCUAGUGGAUCUGACUUCCAAUUCUACUCAAGUGGCGUUUUUACUGGAGCUUGCGGGACUGAAUUAGACCAUGGCGUUACGGCAGUUGGAUAUGGGACAAGUGCUGAUGGUACCAAGUAUUGGCUAGUCAAGAAUUCGUGGGGUACUAGCUGGGGCGAUAGUGGAUAUAUUAUGAUGGAAAGAGACAUUGCUGCUAAGGAAGGCAUUUGUGGCAUUGCCAUGGAAUCUUCCUAUCCGACUGCUUAAAUAGCAAAAUAGUGGGUGGAUCCUCGAUCGUCUUGAGUUCUCUUAGGAACUCAGUGGUUUCACCUUGCUUACUAUCUAUGCUGUGUAUUACUCGUUCUGGAUCUUGUAGUGCAGUUCCUAUGUAAA
This is a messenger RNA of Cornus florida, 2198 nucleotides long. RefSeq names its product senescence-specific cysteine protease SAG39-like. The record is from RefSeq and is a predicted model, not a curated record. Bases 1053 to 2072 code for a protein of 339 amino acids. NCBI's taxonomy places the organism in Eukaryota, Viridiplantae, Streptophyta, Magnoliopsida, Cornales, Cornaceae. The transcript is spliced from 2 exons. Gene Ontology annotation, molecular function: cysteine-type endopeptidase activity. Gene Ontology annotation, cellular component: lysosome.